This is a messenger RNA of Trypanosoma conorhini, 2349 nucleotides long. RefSeq lists its product as uncharacterized. NCBI's taxonomy places the organism in Eukaryota, Euglenozoa, Kinetoplastea, Trypanosomatida, Trypanosomatidae. Gene Ontology annotation, molecular function: tubulin binding. Bases 1 to 2349 code for a protein of 782 amino acids. The transcript has a single exon. The record is from RefSeq and is a predicted model, not a curated record. Gene Ontology annotation, cellular component: cilium; centrosome; intraciliary transport particle B. Gene Ontology annotation, biological process: intraciliary transport; cilium assembly.
AUGAAUGUUCCAGGCACCCAACAGGGAACCUCGGGCUUUGGCCUCACCAUGGCGAUGGCGCCGGGCGGCUCCACAUCGUCUGGCAACGCGCUGGCGGGCGAAAGCACAACCGUGAACGUUGGAGCGAAGCAGCGUCCUGCGGCGGACCUUGCGGAGGAGGAGGUGCUGCAGUACAUUGUCGACAACGUAAACAAAGUACUGUCUCGGAAGUACUCGUUGGUGGAGUUUGACGCCAUUCAGGGCGUUCCCCUGCUUCAGAUCGUCAACGACGUCUUUGGCACUCUGUCGCCGCCGCAGCAAAUGGACCUGGAGGAGGUGCCCAUCGACGAGGCUGCGCCGCGCAUGAUGGAGUUCCUGACAAAAACGCUCGGGUACCGAAUCCCGGCUCUGAUGGCGGACAGUUUUGCGGCUGGUUUCAUGCAGGCCGAGCCGACGAUCGUGUACCCGACGCUUUACUGGGUGCUCUCCAACAUGCCGCAGAACGAGAAGCGCGUGUACCUUGCCCGCUUUCUGCAGCGACUUGACAUCCCAGAGGCGAUGCGGGCGCAGGACGAGGAUGUGCGGGCUCUCUAUCAACAGUAUGAGAGCCUUCGCACGAUGUUUGUUCAGACGCAUCGAAGAGUUGAUGCGCUGCGGACCGCCCACGCAGACCCCGCAGAGGCGCGUCGAAAAGUCACGGCACUUGAGGAGGAACGAGAUCGUCUUCAGGACUACAUUCAGGUGGCGGAGAAAAAACUCAGCGGGGUGCCCGACAAGGAGUCGCUUGUGAAUGCGAGCAAGUCCCUCCGCGCGGCACUGGAGGAGGAGUCGCGGUUGGCUGAAAAACGGGUGGAGCUGCAGCAGUCUCUCAUCUCCGCGGAGCAGCGGGGCACCGAGAUGCAAAAUCGGCUACAGAACCUUCGCCGUGACGCUGCGGAUGGUCGGGUGGACGUCAUUGUGCGCCGCUUGCGAGACGAGAUUCAGACGAACAAGAUGAUUCUCGAGGAGCAGCUUCCAAAAGAGCUUGAGCAGAAGCGCCGGGAGAACGACGAACUGAAUAAGCUGAUUUCUGAACCGCUCGACAUGCAGGCACUCACGACGGAAAACCAAAAGCUCGAUGAGGCGUUAAAGAAACUCCAGCUGCAGGUAAAGGAGCGCCAGAAGCCGGGCGAGGAUGGAAGCACCAUUGCAACCAUCAAACAACAGGUGGAACGGGUUGCAAGGCGCAAGCAGGAGGUACUGGAGAUGCUCACCAGCCUGCAGGCUGACAAUAGUCGCACAUUGAAUGAAAUGCGGGAUAGGGAGAAUCGUAUCAAUCAACUGCGUGAGGCGCAUCAGAUGUUGAAGGGGGAUGAAUUUCGUGCCUUUUCAAAUCAAGUCUUGGCAAAGAAGGCGGCAAGCGAGGGGAUGCGGGCGAAAUUGUCCGAGCUGCGUGUUGAGUGGGGUGUACUCACCUUCACGGAAAACGUCCUCAAGGCGCAGUUUAAUGACCUUGACGCCGAGAUUGGUGACCUUGAACGGAAGCUCGGGCUGCAGGGAUACAGCCGCACAAUGGAGACCCUUAGCAAACUGACACGUGAGAAGGACACCAUCGAGGAACUCAAGGGCAAGACACUUGAGGAGCUCUCACGCGUUGUGCAAGACUUUACCAUGGCAAUUCGUGAGCGCCGAACGAAGCUUGCUCCACUGAUUAAUGAGCUACGGGAGGUGCGUCAUACGGCAUCCGAGGUGGAUCAAGAUUGGCUAUCAAAAAAGUCACAUUACGAGUAUCAAGAGAGCCUGCUUAUGGAGGAUAUCUCAAAGCUGGAGCGCGAUGUGCAGACACUGCGGGACGAAACAAACCUGAACGAAUCCAUCUACCAUCGUCUACAGGCACAACAUACGUUGAUUACCGCCCAAUGGGAUCGUCUGGAGGGGGAGCGCGAGUUUGCGGAGAUUGUGAAGAGCGGCUCCGACAACCCAACUGAAGAGGAACUUGCGCACGCCGCCGCAGCUCCAGGGAGGAGCCGGAAGUGCACGUACUGCGGCAAGACGACCCCGACGAAGGGGUGGCUGCUGUACCACCUAAACAAGGAUCACGGCGUCAAUGUACUGACAGAGAAGGGAUUUGAGCACGCAAUAGAAGACUUGCAGGUCCGUCUGAGGGAGAUGCAGCAGCGACAGCUCGACAUUCACGAGAAUUAUGAAGGGAAUGUUCAGCAGGUGGAGUGGUUCAAUCAUCUGAAGCGCAUCCUGGAGGCAAAGCUACACUCAAUUCAGACCGAGGAGCCACACGGUAGCAGUUCGCUUGACAAGGACAUCCAGCAGGUGAUGGGCACUGCGGGGGCGGGCGGCAACGGUGUAGACAUGCUGGUCUUGACAGGCAACUAG